GAUAAAAGAUAAAUUAUCUAUUUGAGCCAAUUAACUCCCCCCCCCCCUUUUCGGGUUUGAUAAGGAAAAGUAAUUUUAAUAAUUAUUUCUUUUCAUUUUUGUUACGUUAAAAAUAUUUCCUUAGAAGAUUCCUAAAUUUGUUCAACUAUAAAAGUUACGAACAUUUGUUAGGUGGAUAUUUCUUCUCAAAGUUCCCUAGAACAGCACAAGCCAUGCUUAUUUUCGUACUAGCGGCUGUUUUGGCUUUCGCUAAUGCUGGUAACUACAAUAAGUUAAAACAAGUAGUAAAACAAUAAUUUAAACAAGUUUCCAGAACAACUUACGUUUUAGGUCUACAUUUUAGGUCUAAACCUGUGGGUCGCGACCCCUUUUGGAAAUCAAACAAACCUUUCCCAGGGGUCACCUAGCCCAUCCAAAACACCUUUUUUUUUAUUUAUAAUUAAGUUUUAAUUUAAUUUAUAAAAUCAAAAUGUUAAUGCCCUCGGCAUUCAAGAAGAUUUUUUUUAAAAAAAGGUUAAAAUGAAUGAGAUAUUUAACCAAAGGGAUUGUCAAAUAGUGAAUCAUUUGCACCAAAGAGAUUGUAAAUUAAUACUUUGUUAUAAAUCACAUUAUCAAAUCAAAAUGUAUAUCGAUCAUAUUUAAAAGUUUGAAAAUGCCUUGUUUAUAUCGAGCACAAGAUUUGAUUAUUGUAUAUUCAUCGACAUCCGCAUCAAAAAUGGAUAUUUGUGACCUCUUUUUACAGCCCCAAGAACAUGUCAUGGGGACAUCACGCAACUCCACCCAACUGGGAGACUAGCUGGAGGUAAGAAUGCAAGAAGAACACAUGCUGUUCAGCUUAUUUCUAUUGUGUCUGUAAACUAAAUAGUAUUUACCCCGAUGGAAUGACUACAUAGGCACUAAGCCACUUGCUGUUCGCUAAAUAAACAAAAUCUAGGUGAUUCUUCUGUGGAGGAGCUCUUUAGUUCAGACGCUGCCUAUAGAUUUUAGUAGAAUUAAUUGUACAGAUAAAUAUUUCAUUAAAAAAAGUUAUGUUUCCCACCCCCCCCCCCCCCCUUAAAAAACAAAAACAUAAUUAUGUGCGUGGGCAAGCCCUUUUUUUCAAAUCAUCACUUUUCCAUCAAGUCAUGUUCUUUAUUAUCUUGUCAAAAUUAACAUUUGUUUAUUUUACAAAGGUGUAGCAGCUUCUAACGCUCUCGUUCAACAUGAUCUACCAGCUCUGCUAGGACAUAGAGACUGUUACCAGUCAGUAGCUGACAAACAUUGUAAGAGUUGAAUGGUUCGGAUGGAUGGAAAUGUAGUUUUGAUUAUAUUCUAAGGGCUAUAAGACAUUUUUUAGUUUUUGUUUUUCAUUUACUUAGUGAAGAAAUAUUUGCUCAUUAAAUGUGGAUCUCAAUAAAAAAUCAAGUUAAAAAUUUUGACAAAACAUUAAAUUUAAGUUUCCAGAAAUCUCCAUUUCCCCCAAUUAUUUCCUAGCUUCUACUUUUUAAAACGACGCCGUCAUUUUUUCAGGCAUUCAAGCAUCUGUAAUUGCCGCCCUAGCAAGCAGAGAGUCUAACGGUGGAACUGCUCUUACCAAUGGUUAUGGUGAUAAUGGCAAAGCAUGGGGUAUCCUGCAGGUAAGCUAUAUCUAAGUAUCAAGCAGGUGAGAUAUAUAAAGAAUUAGGAACGUUUUACACCAUUGUCCUUUUUGAGAAAUGAUUAUCCAAUUAAUUUUUUCUCACAUAAAUUUAAACUCCCUUUUAUGAAAACUGUAAGAAUUCCAAACAAUUUACAAAAAUUAUAGGACACACUUUGAGCUUUAUUAUUCUAAUAAAUUGAGAAAUUUUUUUAUUCACUUUCGAUGUGUAGUGUGACCUUACUCACUCUGGUCUCCCCUGCACUACAGUUGCAUGGAACAGUUGUGCUCAUAUCGAGAUGAUGAUCAGCAGAAAAUUGAUACCGGACAUUGAAUUGGUGAGAUUAAUCAAACGUAAAAAAAAAAAAUUGGGGAUGGAAGUUGAAACUUAUAAUGCAUAUCCUAUAUUAUAUAUUAUAUUGUUACUAAUUUGGUUUGAUGAUGAAAUAAUGCAAUAGAAUCCAUUACACCUGGAAGCGUUUAGUACACCGAAAUUAAUCUAUGAAGUUGCUUAUAUUUGAAAGUAACACACGUUCAAUGGUAAUGGAGAACGCUGGAAAGCUGCAACCGUGAAAUGCUGUUGACACAAACCUUUGAAAAAUUUACGUAUGAAUCUUUAAAACUUAAUUAAACACAUUUUCUAACCAAUUGAUCAUGAACAAAGUUUAUUAAGUUCUUUAUUUCAUCACUUUUCAGGUCCUCGGUAGACAUACUACAUGGUCUGCCUCACAAGCCCUACAAGGUAGACGUUUUACUCUAUCAAAUUAAAUGCAAUUAUACGAUCUGACAUGAUUAUUCUUUGACACCACAAGGUAAAAUUUAAAAAUUAUAUUCUAUUACAGGUGGUGUGGCCGCGUAUAACUUUGGUGUUGGAAAUGUGCAAACAUGGGGUGGUAUUGAUGUAGGCACAACACAAGGUGAUUACAGUAACGACGUCAUCGCCAGAGCCAAAUGGCUUUACGCAAAUGGAUGGAACUAAACAUAUAGGAAACAUUUAUGAAGGAUUCCUUACUUCUAAACCGAUAAAUUGACAUUAAAAAGAUAUUUUGAGAAAUAUAAAGAUGGUUUGCAUAUAUUGUCCAUAGCUUGCAAUCAUUUUUUACCUACUUCUACUUCUCCACCGAUUAUAACAGUUUUAAAUUUUGACCUGGGUUGCCCCACUUCCUUUUACACAAAAAAUAUCAAAAGACAUUUCGUGCAAACAAUUUGUUAACGACUUCCCUAGGAGAAAAAUAUAGAGAGUGACAAAGUUAAAAAUUUAGGAGGUGGUAAGAGAAUGAUAUAAAGAUUUUCAAACGCGUUACUAAUUUUUCAAUGGAAUUGUCCCAACAAAAUCACCUGCACAUAUGUCCACAACUGUAUUUCAUCACUGGUCAAUACGAAGGCAGAUAAAAAUGAAGCCCACAGACGGAUUUUUUGUGCAAUCGAUAGUAUUUCAAUUUAUUUCUUUUCGCUAAAUUUCUUAGCUAAGAAUACAUUCGAGGCUUCUUCUCGACGAAAUCAUCAUAAAAUUCUAUAAGUAAUUUCCUAUAAAGGCGAUUAAGUGUCCUAUGUUCAAUCAUAGAUGUGACGGGGUGUCAAAUUCAAAUUAUCGGGGUGCGCAUUCGACGAAAAAGCGAUUACAAAUUCAAUAAAGUACUACUGUUACAAUCUGAUCAUCCUUGAUUAAUAACAAAUAAAACCAUUAAGGUUUCAGAACUAGGCUUUACUUUCUUCCUUCUCCUUGUUUGAAGUGACCUGAUAGCACUUCUUUCUACACAGCUGAGCAACAUUUAUCUUAAAUGAGGAAGUAUAGGCCCUCAGUAUAGCUUGACCUUGACAUUUGACUUGUUAAAACGUAGAGGAAGAAAGCUUUUCACACAGUACACGAACAACUGGAAAUCUCGAGAAAGGUUUUCGGUUUUCCAUUCACCUUGAUGAGCUCCAUAUUUUUUUAAUAAUGUCCGUCAUAAUGUGACGAUGGUGUGGGUUUCGGAGGUCAAAAUCCAUAAGGAUUUCAAUCAGUAUCGUCCGAUUGCUAAGAUUCCUUAACAUUUACAAGUGACGUCGCAGGAGUUAUCGGAAUGUUUCAUUGUACUUCGGGAUUACAUAUCCGGUUUGAUUUGAACUGUCAUGCGCUGUCAUCGAGGGUUAACGGGUCCCGUCCUCCCUUGGUGCUGCUGAUGUUUUUGCUUGACUGACUGGAAUUGAACACCAGAACACCAACUUGAGAUUUGAUCAGUUCCAAAUUUGAGAUUAGCUCAGUUAAGACCACUCGGCCACUCAGCAGCGAUAUGAAGCGCA
Molecule: messenger RNA, 3898 nt
Organism: Lymnaea stagnalis (great pond snail)
Lineage: Eukaryota; Metazoa; Mollusca; Gastropoda; Lymnaeidae
Source: the annotation of a GenBank genome assembly